CGCGCCCGGCCCAGGCGGCCGCCGUGCGCAUGCUCGGGGCUGGACAGCUCCUGAGAGGGAAAUUUAAAAUCGCUGCGGAGCCCGGAGCCGCCGCCGCUGCCCCGCACCGCCCCGCCGCAAGGAGAUGAUAGAAAGUGACAUCACAUCCAUAAUGUCAGGAAUCAUUAGAAAUUCAGGGCAUAAUCAUCACCCGUCACCGCAGGAAUACAGGCUUGUGACUUCUGACUCCUCCCAGUUGAGCGAAGAUGACCUCCCCAGUGACUUGCAGUCCUUGUCGUGGCUGACAUCUGUUGACGUUCCUCGGUUACAGCAGAUGGCUAGUGGAAGAAUGGACUUCAGCAUCAGCUCACAAAAUUCCAUGCUGCAACAGACAGGUCCUGUGGCAGGUGCCAUGCAUUCAACAGGUGCCCCUGGAGCCAUGAUCCAUGUGCAGGCCAGCCUGCCCCAGGGGAUCCUAGGAUUGAAUUCCAUCACCUCGCAUGGGACCAACCAGAUGAGCCAGUACACACUGGUAGGGCAGCCCCCUCCCAGCCUGCAGACCCAGCAGCCGCUCUUCCCACCUCCCCACGCUCAGCAAGUGUUUGCCAUCGCUCAGAGUGCACAGCAACAGUGUAACCCAGCUGCACUAUACAGUGCAUCCUACGGCUCCCAACCUCAGUAUACUCAGCCCCGACUUGCUCCUCACUCUGCUCAGGAAUUGCAUCCUAAACAUUACCCCAAGCCAAUCUAUUCCUACAGCUGCUUGAUUGCAAUGGCCUUAAAGAAUAGCAAAACAGGCAGCCUUCCAGUGAGUGAGAUCUACAGCUUCAUGAAGGAGCACUUUCCCUACUUCAAGACAGCACCUGAUGGCUGGAAAAACUCCGUGCGCCAUAACUUGUCCCUGAACAAGUGUUUUGAGAAAGUGGAGAACAAAAUGAGCGGUACCUCCCGCAAAGGCUGCCUGUGGGCCCUCAAUCCAGCCAAGAUUGAUAAGAUGGAAGAGGAAAUGCAGAAAUGGAAGAGGAAGGACUUGGCUGCCAUUCACAGGAGCAUGGCUAACCCAGAGGAACUAGACAAGCUAAUCACAGACAGACCUGAGAGCUGCCGGCGGCCGAGCAAGCAGGCUGAACCUGAAGCCUCUACCCUGAGCCACGUGGCAGUGGCCCAAAGCCGCAUCUCCCUCUCGCAGCUGCAGCCACCACCCAUCAUGACGCUGUCCCUGCAAUCCAUUCCACUGCAUCACCAAAUCCAGACCCAGGCCCGCAUCGCCCCAGGCUCACCAGCACCUGCCCAGACGCCACCUCUCCACGCUCUGCCCGACAUGACCCGGAGCCCUCUCCCUCAUCACCCAAUGAGCCGCGCACCAGCCGACUUCCUCAACGUGACCACUGACAUGAACGCUGAAGUGGACGCGCUCGAUCCGAGCAUCAUGGAUUUUGCCUUGCAAGGUAACCUCUGGGAAGAAAUGAAAGACGACAGCUUCAGCUUAGACACCAUGGGCGUCUUCAGCAACUCCCCGCUUCAGCUCUCCGACUAUGACCUGGGCACUGCUGGCCUCACCCCAGUGUCCAGUGGCAGUGACCGCUCCUUCUCAGACUUACAGGUGACAGGUCUGUACACUACGUACACCACGCUGGACAACGUGUCCUCGUCACAGUACAUGAACACCCAAGGCAACAAACCCAUCGCUCUGCUUUAAGCCUCAUGCUGUUUAGCAGACCUAAGCAACUUGGAGACCCUUGCCCUGGGGAGCUUUAGAGUAUGAUUAAAAAACUGUAAGGCUUGCACCAUAUCAGGGGUUUACCAGGACACUCGGUGCGAUGCCAAAAUAGACCAAGACCAGCUGAGCUUGUGAAGACAUCACCUCCCCUUUCAUGUCACCAAGGUCAAGGAAGCAUGGUGACCAACUUGACAAAAGAUGGAGGAGCUGACAAGGAGCGUGGAAUGCACCUGUCGGCAAAACCUUCACCAGAAUCAUUUAAACACGGCCGAAAAACCACUCGUGAGAAUCAAGUCCUCAGCACUGACAUCAACACCGUUUGGCCACCAGAUGCCUACAACAUAUUGUUCAAUCAGCUCCUAGUUAGAUUUUCAGAACCUACCUUAUAGUUGUAUCUUUUUCUCAAAUUGCCAAAUAACCAUAGCCAGCAAACAUAGAUUACAUGCAAUGGCUGGAGACACUUGCAACCCUAAACACUUUGCUGACAUAACUGUCUUAAUUUAUUGAUAGGGGGUAGAGGAGGGAGGGACAUACAAAGCUGAAGUUUUUACUGUAUUUACUCAUAUACAACACACACCAUUUCUCUUGAAAAUUAGCCCUCCAAAAUGGGGAAAACAAUAUCCAUGCCAGAAUAGAGGCACGUGGACAUGGACAUAGCUGCUAGGGGGGUGGCUCUGUACUGGGCUCCUGGCUGCAUGGAGGAGAGGCGGACUCCAGUCCUUACAGCCGCAGUUGCACAACUAACAGUUUAACCCUUUCACAGCUGCUGCCAAAUUGGCAGUAGCUUUUAGCUGAAAUGGAUUCUGCCCCCACUCCAUGUAGCCAGCAUUCAGCCACGGUGAGCCCGUGCUGUGGCAGGUAGGAUUCUGGAAAAGCCUUUUGUUCUUCCUUCUGCUUUCCCAGAACAAAGUGCACGUCUUGUAUGAGGCAGCGCGGCAUAUAAGCAAAUGCAGAAACCAAAUCCAGGACAACUGUUAUGUCUUGGGUUAUUAAAAAAGCCUGACCCCAUGAAGGACGUAGUAUGACCAAACUAUUAAAUUGAUCACUGGGUAGAAAUUGUAGCAGUUAGCCCUUUAUCCUAGGAUUUAAAAAGAAAUAGAUUAGGUUUGUUACAAUAGAUCCUGUGUAUCGUGCUUCUCUUGAUUCUUGUGCUAGGCAGUAUUAUUAUUUGUAAAUUUAUUUAUUUAUUGUAAUGAAGAGAAAAAAUGAUGUAAAAUGAGCACUGUUCAGUUUUUAAGAAACACUGCGAUAACCCUGUUUUGCAUUAACUAAAUUAUUCAGAAUUGCAAACGCAAUGUUUUGACUCACUUUUCUUACACUUCAGUUUCUUUUUGAAAGCCUCAUUUAAAACAAGCACUUUUGAUACUGUGAAAUAUCUUUUUAAAAAAAAAAUCAGAGACCAAAUAUUUUUAACUGUACAAGGACCAUCCGUAUUUUGCCUUCUGACAACCGAUUUGUAUCUGGUAAUGUUUUCAAACGGAAUUUGAAGGAGUUCAACCAUGAAGAGUGAAGGAAAGCAAAUGCUAAGUUCCACUUGCAUGUAGUGUCUAGGUUACUUAUAUCUCUGUAACUGUGAAAGACUAUUUAUUUUUUAUGUUUUGCUUAUGACUGUGGCUCAAACUGCAUUUUAACACUCCUUUGUUAUUUCAAAGCAUUGCAUCUACUUAUUUUCAAAAGAAAAAAAUUCCCAGCUUGAAAUUAUGACUAGGGAUGCUCUGACAAAGAAAACCUCGCCACUUGUUCAAGUCUAUGUGCUGAAAAACAGCAGGAAAAUCAAGUUGUACAGUGCUUGCUAAAUUCUACAAACCAACCGACUGAGAAGGCGUAGAAGGCACGAGCCUCUCCCACUGAAAUGGCCAGUGGUAUUUUCUUGUUGAAAGUCAACAUUGUGAAGAUUAAACGUUCUACCGACUUAUGCGUAUAUCUCUUUUCAAAUAUGCACAUAAGUACUAACCUCUUUGGGAAUGGCGCGAUGCUCCGUGCCGAUGUUUAUUGUUUAAAGCAGCCCCGUUUUGAAAACCAAGCAAUGUGAAUAUGGAUCAUUUGAUGUGACUGUAUCUUUUUAAGAUGUUUAAAAAUUUUUUUUUUAAUAAAUAAUAAAUAUUUCUUAGUGCGAACCCUGGGUUAUUCUAGAUACGCCCCGGUGAAGUUAGUCUGGGGUGAACAAAGCCAACCUCAGAAUGGCACUUGGCAGCUGAGUAUUAAGAAGCAAGAGCCCACAAACGGCUAUCUGAAAACCAACAGAGGGGAAAGGGAGUGUGGUUUUCCCAUGAUUCGCGAAUGUUGACAGUCAUCAUGCACAGGCAGAGCAGCAGCCUCUUCCGGUCUUGCAGUCCGAUAGUGCAGUCCUGCAGCCUCUACAUUUCACAUAGCAUUAAAAAAUAAAA
Alligator mississippiensis (American alligator) is the source of this 4086-nucleotide messenger RNA. It is a transcript of the gene FOXN4, whose product is annotated as forkhead box N4. Gene Ontology annotation, biological process: regulation of transcription by RNA polymerase II. The record is from RefSeq and is a predicted model, not a curated record. Gene Ontology annotation, molecular function: DNA-binding transcription factor activity, RNA polymerase II-specific; transcription cis-regulatory region binding. The transcript is spliced from 10 exons. Lineage: Eukaryota; Metazoa; Chordata; Crocodylia; Alligatoridae. The coding region runs from base 125 to 1678 and encodes 517 amino acids.